UCGCUGCGACGCACAAAUAAAGCUGAACAACCAAUCUACAAACAAUAUCAGUUGCUUGCCAGGCGUGGAACGUAUCGGAAAUCGGAAAACCUGAAUAGAAAAUGAUGUUGAUAAAAAGUGUCCGUUUGUUGUUGUUGUUGUCGCUACUGUGUUUUGUGGGCGUGGCCCAGAUUAGGGCGCAGACAGAAACGGAGACGUAUCGAAAGCGCCCCAUUACGGAGACGUGUUUGCUUUGCAUGUGUGAGGCACUGAGUGGUUGCAAUGCGACGAGUAUCUGUGUGAAUGGGGCAUGUGGCAUAUUUCGCCUUACCUGGGAUCAAUGGGUGGACUCUGGACGUCCAACGGUGGCAGGGGAUUCCCCCCUAUCAGAUACCUCAUUCACAAACUGCGCUAGUGAUCCAUAUUGUGCGGCGGAUACGCUACAAAACUAUAUGUUCAAAUAUGGGCAGGAUUGUAAUGAGGAUGAGCAGGAGGAUUGCUAUGACUAUGCGGCCAUACACUAUAUGGGCCCGUUCAAUUGCAAAGCCGAUAUGCCCUACAACUUCGAGAAUAUAUUCAGAAUAUGCAUCGAAACAGCCCAGCGACAAUAACAACACUAGUCGAAUUUAUUAGCUUGUAACUAUUUAUUCCAGACAAAGUACAGUCGAUUAUGUAUAUAUCCAUAUACAAGUGGGAUUUUCCAUCCAAUAAAAUACACAAUUGUUACCAGUUUUGAAUUUGAUCUUCUUUUAAAAUAAUCAAUGCAAGCAAAGUGACUCAGUCGUGCUCAAAGCGUGGCGGAGUCAACACAGCUCAACAGCUCGGAUAACCUGAGACGCCUAUAAAAUAAUAUUAAUAUUAUAAAAAAUUAAAUAAAUAAUUAAAAUGUUUA
Molecule: messenger RNA, 871 nt
Organism: Drosophila grimshawi
Lineage: Eukaryota; Metazoa; Arthropoda; Insecta; Diptera; Drosophilidae
Product: lysozyme
Exons: 2
Coding region: 102-590 (162 amino acids)
Molecular function (GO): lysozyme activity
Source: RefSeq, a predicted model, not a curated record